UUGAAGGUACCUAUUAAGGUUUCAAGAGAAUUUAGUGAAGAAGAGAAACAGAGAAAGAGAGAGAGAUCGUAAAAGGACACAAUUAUAUUUGGUCUUUCGUCUUCCAUGGUUAUCUGUAUAUUGCAGAAACCUUGUCCGCAUUGACAAUAAUCAAGGUUUUCAUCUGGGAAGAUGAAGAAGGUAGGUGAGUUAAGGAAACAGGCUUUCUUGCUGUGGUGGUUUGGAAUGACUGUGCUGUUCUGCUUCUUGCCGGGUGAUUGUUUCCCUUAUUACGAGAAGACCACAGUUAGCAGAAGAGAGUUGAGGGGAGUAAACGCUUCAAAUCCCAGACCUUCUAUAUCUGCAGUGAAGCUCAAUACAGAAGAUCAUGAUCAGGUGGUGAUUGAGAAUGGCAUUGUUCAAGUCACUCUGUCCAGUCCCGAGGGGUAUAUUCUCGGGAUAUCCUAUGAUGGAAUCGACAAUUUACUAGAAUCUCGUAACGAUGAACAAGACAGGGGGUAUUUUGACGUGGUCUGGAAUAAGCCUGGGAAAAACAGUACUUUUCAGAGAAUCCAUGGGACCGAAUUUUCAGUUGUAUCAUUGGACGAAAACCAAGUGGAGAUUUCGUUUGUAAGAACUUGGACACCUUCCCUGGAAGGCGAAAAUGUCCCCAUAAACAUAGACCAAAGGUAUAUAUUGCGAAGAGGCGAUUCUGGGUUUUACUCUUACACAAUAUUUGAACGCCCAGAAGGAUUUCCAGAAGUGCAGGUUGAUCAAAUCAGGAACGUCUUCAAGCUCCAGGAAGACAGGUUCGUCUACAUGGCUAUAUCAGACGCGAGGCAAAGAUACAUGCCAACCAUGAAAGACAGAGAAACAGGACAACCUCUGGCUUAUCCUGAAGCUGUUCUUUUAACCAAUCCAUCUAAUGAAGACUUUAGAGGGGAGGUGGACGACAAAUAUCAGUACUCAUGUGAGAACAAAGACAACAGGGUGCAUGGAUGGGUUAGCGUUGAUGCCGAAGCACCCGUGGGCUUUUGGGUAAUAACGCCCAGCAACGAGUUUCGCAAUGCUGGGCCCAUCAAACAAGACCUUACAUCUCAUGUGGGCCCCUUUGCCCUCUCUAUGUUUGUGAGCACUCAUUAUGCUGGGAAGGAGAUAACUAUGGAAUUUCAAGGAGGAGAGACUUACAAAAAGGUUUUUGGCCCUAUUUUUGUGUAUUUGAACUCUGUUUCAAACUCUGAGAAUCCACUAACCCUCUGGACAGAUGCUGUACAACAGAUGUCUAAGGAAGUCAAAAGUUGGCCUUAUGAUUUCCCACAAUCGCAAGCUUACAUUCCACCCACUCAACGUGGAAGCGUGGUUGGAAGAUUACUGGUUCAAGAUUGGUACAUCAGAGGAGGUAGAUUUCUAUUCGCUAACUCUGCAUAUGUUGGUCUAGCUCUUCCUGGUGCUGCUGGAUCAUGGCAAAGAGAAAGCAAGGGUUAUCAGUUUUGGACUCAAGCAAACAAGAAAGGUUAUUUUGUGAUGAACAAUGUUGUUCCUGGAGACUACAACUUGUUUGCAUGGGUUCCAGGCUUUAUUGGUGAUUACAGAUAUAAUGCUACCGUCACCAUUACACCAGGUAGUGUAAUCAAAUUGGAUUCACUUGUUUAUAAUCCUCCAAGAAAGGGAUCCACUGUUUGGGAAAUUGGAGUCCCUGAUCGCUCAGCUGCAGAAUUCUAUAUCCCAGACCCUUACCCUACACUCAUGAACAAACUAUAUAAUGAGCAACCCAAAGACAAGUUUAGACAAUAUGGCUUAUGGGAACAUUAUGCUGAUUUAUAUCCAAACAGUGAUCUAGUUUACACUGUUGGUGCUAGUUCGUAUGAUCAAGAUUGGUUCUAUGCUCAUGUUACAAGGAACACAGGAAAUAGGACAUACCAGGCAACAACAUGGCAGAUUAUAUUCAAUUUGCAAUAUGACCCAUUCAAAGGAAAUUACACCCUCCAACUAGCCUUGGCAGCUGCCGCUAAUUCUGUUCUAAAGAUUUGGAUCAAUGAGCAAGACAGUGUACCUCCUCUGUUCGAAACUGGAAAAUUUGGAGGGGACAGUGCCAUACCAAGGCAUGGAAUCCAUGGAUUGUACUGGUUGUUCAGCAUUGACGUUCCAAGUGAUCUUUUAGUGAAAGGGAACAAUACUAUCCAUUUACAACAGUCACUUGCCAUAAGUCCUUUUCAAGGAGUGAUGUAUGACUAUAUACGCUUAGAAAGACCACCGACUCUAAGGACUUGAUUAUGUUGAUAUGGUAAUUAGGUGUGUAAUUAGUUUAUCUCACAUGUAAUUCUUUCAUUUUACUCCUAGUAAGUGUUGUAUAGCAUGUAUAGCUUACAAGGCAAUAUUGGUUUUUUGGAUGAAGAUUUGAAGAUAGCGCUUUCAUUCUUAAACUAUUGUAUGCUGAUAAGGUAAAAAAUAAGUGCUAAUAUUUAGAAAUGGUGUGGGUUUUAUGCUAGAAAUAGGGAUGAUGUGUAAGUGUAUUCUUGUGUAACUAUUUAAAAAUAAUAAAUAAUACAAUCAAUUAUUUGUUGGUUUGGUUU
Prosopis cineraria is the source of this 2552-nucleotide messenger RNA. Its product is annotated as rhamnogalacturonate lyase B-like. Bases 172 to 2250 code for a protein of 692 amino acids. Gene Ontology annotation, biological process: carbohydrate metabolic process. Gene Ontology annotation, molecular function: carbohydrate binding; catalytic activity. NCBI's taxonomy places the organism in Eukaryota, Viridiplantae, Streptophyta, Magnoliopsida, Fabales, Fabaceae. The transcript has 15 exons. The record is from RefSeq and is a predicted model, not a curated record.